Messenger RNA from Corticium candelabrum, 1073 nucleotides. RefSeq names its product isthmin-1-like. The coding region runs from base 84 to 767 and encodes 227 amino acids. The record is from RefSeq and is a predicted model, not a curated record. The transcript has 3 exons. NCBI's taxonomy places the organism in Eukaryota, Metazoa, Porifera, Homoscleromorpha, Homosclerophorida, Plakinidae.
AAGACCGCGCCUCGACUUCGACGGUCAUUCUGUCGCCCGCUCGACGUCGACCGUCUACUCGAUCUUGUGGGUUUUUGAGCGGGAUGUGGAGCCUUCUAGUGACAAACGUGACCGUCGUUUGCUGUUUGGCGCUGUUUUGGCCUGUACGUGCUGCGAGUAUCUCGACACAAGAUGAGAGACAAGCCUAUCCGCUCACGUUCCUCGACACUCUCGAGAGCUCGAUCGGUGGAAGCGGAUUUCCAGACGAAACGAACGAGACCGAAGAUUGCUGUGCCAAGUGGUUCGAGUGUGGUUUGCAAUUCGAUCAGACGAUCAAAGCGAUAUUCGACGAGCUGCCCGCCUGUCCGUGUUUCUUCCAUCCUCAGAUGCUUCCCUUCGGCGGCCGAAUUGAAGACCCGAAGCAUAAGCGGCACUUUCGUUGGCGCGACGUCACUCAACUUUUCAGUAAUAAACUGCCGCGCCAAGAGCCGGCCGAGUGGUGCAUCGAGCAGAAGCCAGAGCCAGGGAAAUUAGCUGCUCAACACUGUUGUUAUAACAACAGCACUAUGCUGAUAACGCGUGGAAGCGGAGCGGGCAGUCCUCGUCUCGUCAGUCCAAGCAGAUUUUUUCUGUACCACGAAAAAUUCGAUAUACAGCCGUGGAUUGACUGUAAGGGUGACUGGACGCGCUAUCAUGCCAUGCGGCCGCCGAACAACGACCUUCUUUGUCAUCAGAAUCCGAGUGAAAAGGAGUACCGACUGCAGCGACUGCAGGCUCAGAGUUACUAGCAGCGAAGUGGAACACGAGGGGACGGCGACAGGUGUACGCAUCGUUGAGUGGGAAAUUUUAUUUGUAAACUCAAGGCGGACAGAGCCAGUAGAGAAAAGAGAUUAUCGGAGAGUAUUUAGCGAGAUAUUUUUAUGCUAGCGCGGACUAGCUCGAUUUACGUAAUUACAGCAGCCGAUAUGACGCUGCCAACUCGAUACAUUGAUGUGGACAAUGAUGUCGGACUAGUCUAAUCAGCUACAAUGUAGACCUUGUAAGUUGUAAUAGUGCGUAAUGAUGACAUCAUUAUUAAAACGAUUAGGAGUGGA